Molecule: messenger RNA, 1050 nt
Organism: Oncorhynchus tshawytscha (Chinook salmon)
Lineage: Eukaryota; Metazoa; Chordata; Actinopteri; Salmoniformes; Salmonidae
Gene: fgf2
Product: fibroblast growth factor 2
Exons: 3
Coding region: 574-1041 (155 amino acids)
Biological process (GO): positive regulation of protein phosphorylation; positive regulation of cell population proliferation; fibroblast growth factor receptor signaling pathway
Cellular component (GO): cytoplasm
Molecular function (GO): fibroblast growth factor receptor binding; growth factor activity
Source: RefSeq, a predicted model, not a curated record
CAGCCCAGGGUCUUUUAUGACGCAGGUCUGUCAGUAAGCCCAGUCUUUUCUCUGCUAGUGCUGUGCAGGGUUGGCUGGUUCAGUUACAACGUCAAAGUGGGCUUGUGCAAGUGUCGGUGUGUCUGUACUCGCAUUGGAGGGAGCAUGUUAUCUGAGGCCCACAGGGGAAGCCUCUCCAGAUUUCAGCCAGCUGCCCUGCUAUAAACUUUUCAGAGUGGAGGAAGAAGACUAUGGAGGGGGGAACACGCAAAUCUCCAUUCAAACUACUUUCGAAUAUCAACUCUUAGGCUUUCUUAAAGGAACGAGAAGAGGCCAGAGAGGGGUGGACCUUGCCCUCGAGGAUAACAAGCACCUUUCCAAGUGUUGUUCACGCUUAAUUUCCUCUCGGCUUGAGAGUAGGCGGCAUGUUGCACCAGAGGGGGGGUUCUCAAACAAACUAUCUGACCCUGGUGGUUAACUGAAAUCAGGCUCUGUGAGGCUUGCUGGAGGAGGGAGGGAACAGCAGUUAGCGUGAGGCCACCGUAGGGCUGCUGCACUGCUAACACACAGCAGCAGCAGGGAAAAAGGGAAGAGAUGGCUACAGGAGAAAUCACCACUCUACCCACCACACCUGAAGAUGGAGGCAGUGGCAGCUUCCCUCCAGGAAACUUUAAGGAGCCCAAGAGGCUGUACUGUAAAAACGGGGGCUACUUCUUGAGGAUAAACUCUAAUGGAAGCGUGGACGGGAUCCGAGAGAAGAACGACCCCCACAUCAAGCUUCAACUCCAGGCGACCUCAGUGGGGGAGGUAGUGAUCAAAGGGGUCUCAGCCAACCGUUAUCUGGCCAUGAAUGGAGAUGGAAGACUGUUUGGAACGAGACGGACAACAGAUGAAUGCUACUUCAUGGAGAGGUUGGAGAGUAACAACUACAACACCUACCGCUCUCGGAAGUACCCUGACAUGUAUGUGGCGCUGAAAAGGACUGGCCAGCACAAGUCAGGAUCCAAAACUGGACCGGGCCAAAAAGCCAUUCUCUUUCUCCCCAUGUCAGCCAGACGCUGAGCUGAGCUC